This is a messenger RNA of Oryza brachyantha (malo sina), 1948 nucleotides long. RefSeq lists its product as uncharacterized. Lineage: Eukaryota; Viridiplantae; Streptophyta; Magnoliopsida; Poales; Poaceae. The coding region runs from base 99 to 1607 and encodes 502 amino acids. The record is from RefSeq and is a predicted model, not a curated record. The transcript has 2 exons.
CCAAGAUUCCUCUCUGUCCUAAUUUCACCUUUUGUGUCUGUAUUUAAUUUCUUGGACAGUGGUGAUGGAGUUCAUAGAGCUGGAACUCUUCUCCAGCCAUGGCUUCUGCCAUUGUUCCUGACAUCUGGCAGUGGACCAGAGGCCUCCCCAGCCCCAAGCAUUGGAGGGGAGAAUCAUACUCUCUUGAAAUCUGCAAUUCUCCAUCCACAAACCAGUCUCUGAACCUUGUUGUCAGCUGGCACUCUGAAACCCAAUCCUUCAGCCUUUCCUACUCAAUCCGUGCUGAACUGCAUGAUCCAAUCUCACUCUGGAGCUCCCAUUGCUCCAAAUCGAGGUCUGCUAAUGGCGGCUCAGAUGUUGCUGUCCACUUCUUGCACGAUAUCAUCUGCGGGGUCAUCAGGUACGGCCCUUGUUUCAGCAAGCCGCUCUUCAGGCUGCCAAAUGUUCAGGCGUCUGAAGAAGAUUCAGGCAAGAUCUUCAGCCUGGCGGCCCUCACUCUGGGGCUCAUGGUCUGCGUCUACGAAGCUCCGUCCACCGCCCGUCGAGAGCUCGUCGGCGCAGUCAGCGCGCAGCUGAUGCACGCCGACAUGCGGGGCGCCGCCGAGAAGCUGAUGCUCGCCAUGGGGCCAGGCAUGGAGGAGCAGUGGAUGCGGUCGCUGAAUCUUGCGGCCACCAACUGGGUCAUGGAGGCUCGCCGGUCAGGCGGCAUGUCGCCGGUGCUGCCUUUCAGGGUCUUCUCCUACGCCGUCUUGGCGGCGAGCCGGCGCCUGUGGAAGGUGCGGCUGUACUGCCCGGUGGUGGCCAUGGUCGUGGAGCGACCAGCUCAUCGGACAAAGGAUGAGAAGCUGCUCUUCUCACUGAACUACCAGCAUCUUGAGGCGGCGAUCCAGUUCGUCUACAGCGUCACCUUCAGGGAGGAAUGGAUCGACGUGAACGUCAAUGUCGACAGCAUAAGGUGUGAGCUUGUCCGUCUCGUGUCCGAGACGCUCAUGGCGAAGCAGGGCUACGGCUCCGACGAGAAGCACUUCCCGUCGAGGAUAUCUCUGCAGCUGAGACCACUGGUGCAGACGGACGUCCUCUCUCUGACGCUGCGCCGGUCGACGGAGGACAGCCCUGUCCGGGAGGCCGACAUGGAGAGCGGCCUCGACGGCGCAGCGCCGGCGACCACCGGCAUCGCCAUGUCGGCACACAGGACAGCGACGAGGACACUCGGGCCAUGGAAUUCCGAGCACUCGGUGCACGGCGACACGGCGUCGCUGAACUGGUCCCUGCACGGCGGCGGCGCCGAGGGCAGGGAGCGGGAGGCGUUCUCCGGCGAGCCGCCCAAGCUGGAGCUGCUCCAGCCACGGUCGUGGUUCAGGAACCGGUGCACCAACCCAGGCAGGCCGCCGGCGACGGCGAGGGGUGGUGGUGUGAUGUUCGCCGGUGAUGAACACGGAGAGGGCGCGUGCUGGAGGAUGGGCGCGGCGACCGCCGGCAAGACGGUGGAGUGGGAGAUCAAGGGGAGUGUGUGGGUGACGUACUGUCCCAGCAAGAGGAGGGCUGUGCAUGCUGAGACCAGGAGGCUGGAGUUCAGAGAGGUGAUGCGUCUCGCCGUCAGAGAGUAGAAGAGUAGAUGAACGCCUCCGGUUCUCCGGUUUCACGUUAUAAAACUUUCUGGAUUUAGCUAGAUUUGUUUGUAUGCUAAUAAAUCUAGACACAUAUAAAAAAUAUUAAUAUAUGGAUGAAUUUAGACAGAUCCAGAAAAUCUUAUAAUACGGAAUGGAUGGAGUAACAAUUUGCCAUCAUUUGUUGCAUGUUUCAACUUUUUUAGAAGGAAAUAAUUAGUGGUUAAUACUUCAGUAAAGUCUGUGAGGAUUUCUGCAUAAGUUCUCCUAUGUGAUACAUAGUUUCUAAUUGUUUCGGUCACUCUUAUGUACUGUUGCAAACAUAUGGAAAAAAAAAGAGA